AUGGCUAAACAAGAACAUAGGCGCAGCAUUUACCGCUAUGUCGGAAGAGACGCGCCUUUCGCGCGUUUCAGCUUUACCGUGCUCGCUCUGGCGAUAGCGUCAUGUACCUUCCAUGCUCGGAAGAUUAGGGACAUAAUAGCAGUUUUGUCCCAAUCCGCUGCCGAUUCCGACAUAGAGGAUGGUACGACAGGCUUACGUGUCGAUUUUGCAGCAAUCGCUGCAAGAUUCAAAAGCCAAACACCAGGAGAGUCUUUCCUGCUGGUGCUCCUCGCCGUGGUCUCCCUUUUGGGAGCGAUUAUGCUGAUGAGUUUGUGGUACGUGCGUAUACGCCUGUUCCUAUUCUAUGAACGCUGUGUAUACAUAGAGGGGUCAGAAGAGUAUUGCAAGUUUGUACGCAAUCUAGGCACGCACGUAUUCAUCUCAGAGGCGACGCUAUCGUCGGAUGCAUCAGAUGAGCGCAGGUUGCAAGCGGAUACAUUGCUGCGCCUUAAACGUUCUACACUAUGUACUUAUUAUCGUUAUGGCCAUAGAAAGUAUAUAUUAAAUGAAAACAGCGGGUACUUCCAAUCAGUGGAUCACAUCGAUACCUUAGACCUAAGGGCACUGGAAGAAUGGCGUGGCUUGUCAGCAAAAGAUCAGUCCAGUAACCGCAUUUCUGGCAUGGAACGUUCUCUUUCCGUUUGUGCCGAUGUGUAUGGUGAAAAUGACUAUGAUAUACCAGCAUGUGACUUCGUGUCUAUGCUUAUCGACUCAUUCCUAAGCCCAUUUUUCAUAUUCCAACUGAUUUCCACAUUGAUAUGGGUCAUGGACAACUAUUGGUAUUACUCUAUGCUAUCGGUAUUUUCUAUAGUUACCAUUGAGAUACAAAUGGUAAAUAGACGCAUACGCGAUUAUAACCGUAUUAAUAGCAUGAGGAUACCACCCUCAAAAAUAUACGUUUACCGUGACGGAAAAUGGAAUAAUAUCAGCAGUACUUAUAUGUACCCUGGUGAUAUAUUUCUUUUAUCGCAUGAUUCGUCAAUAGAAGCAAGUGUUGCACCUGCUGAUUGCCUCAUCUUAUCCGGUGAGGUCGUAGUUGACGAAUCGAUUCUUACCGGAGAGUCAGUACCACAGUUCAAGUCGGCAUUGGACUAUCGUUCGGUACAUGAAAGGCGUCGUGUCCUGCCAACAACCGAUAAUGAGGUCAGACAGUCUACCAUUUUCUCUGGCACAUCGGUUGUAUUGUGUCGGACGGACACCACCGCAUUCGCUAAUCUCAAGACGCCAAAACAGGGAUGCAUAUGUAUGGUAUUGCGUACAGGUUUUGAAUCGUACCAAGGGAGACUGGUAAACGCUAUUAUGCGAUCCGGAGAACGUGUCACCGCAUCUACUAAGGAAGGUUGGUGUUUCCUGGGAAUACUGCUAUCGUUCGCACUUUUGUCAUGUGCCUUUGUGGUUAAAAGAUUACCAACUGCCACUUUCAAAAGGCUCGCACUCACUAUACUUCACAUUAUCACCUCGGUCAUACCACCCGAGUUCCCAGUUAUACUAUCUAUGGCGGUUACUAUUGCUAUUCUACAGUUACACAAAAAGGGGAUGUACUGCACGGAACCUUUCAGGGUACCUCAUGCAGGUGAACUUAAGGUAUGUGCUUUUGACAAAACCGGGACCCUAACAGAAGACAACAUGAACGUUGCAGGAGUAGUGGUUGGGGAAAAUGUUACAGCAUACAGCACAGAGUCUACCACGCAGCUCAAUACAGGUGCCCUACCUAUAGCCUCGGCAAUAGUAAUAGGUGGUUGUCAUUCUGUUACGCGAGUUGCUGGAAAGAUCGUUGGAGACCCAAUGGAAAAGGCAGCUUUUGAACAUAUGGGUUGGACUUUAACUGCAGAUGGCAAAUAUGUUGAGUCAUUUCAUCCGUGGUUCUUCACUGCCACUAACAGGAUGACCCAUACAAGGAUUAACAUCCUAAGGCGUUGGCCUUUCACCUCAGAACUUGGGCGCAUGACGACUAUAGUAUCAGUCACUGGCAACGCGGCGUACUGGCAAAAGGACAUCCCGAUAUUGAAUCCACUUCAUAAAAGGGGAGAAGAUACUGCACUGCCCCCUUUGCAAAGGUACUACAGUACCUAUAUCAGUCUGAAUAAGAAUUAUGACGGGAGUGUGAUGGUAUUGUGCAAAGGCGCCCCGGAACGUUUGCGUCCAUUGUUACUAGAGACGCCAGUUUACUACGAAGAGCUUUACCAAAAACUUGCUAUAGGGGGUAUGAGGGUGAUCGCUCUGGCAUGUAAACGUCUAUAUGUCAAUGUAGGUGAGGCGUCAUAUCUUGAACGAAGUGCUGUGGAGACCGCACUAGAGUUCGUUGGAUUCUUGGCUCUUGAGUCUCCAAUAAGGCCUUCUUCUCUACUGUGCAUGAGACAGUUAGAAGGCCACAAACUUAUCAUGAUCACGGGUGAUAACGUUCUCACUGCUUGCCAUGUCGCUAAUGCGGUUGAAAUUGGUGACCGCAGUAUAUCUGUUACCCCGGAAACCGCAAUACAGAGUUGGGGCGAUUUUGCAAUACUGGUGGCAGAGGAGAAUAGAUUUGUAUGGCGUAGACGAAAUGGUGACAUCCUGCGGAAGGUCACGUCACCUGGCGACUUCCUGGAAGAGAUGCGUCAUAUUAAGCAUUCAAUGCGUCUAUGUGUCACUGGACCUGCUCUUGAUGCUCUACUUCACUUCGAACGUGACACUGGUCGCAAGGUCCUGGCAGAGAUUGUGCUUAGUUCGACAGUAUUCGCACGUGUCUCUCCACAACAGAAGGAAUUUAUCAUUCGAACAUUUAAACGUGCCGGUAUGAAAACGGCCAUGUGUGGUGAUGGUACCAAUGACAUGGCCGCGCUCAAGGCUGCGCAUGUUGGCAUAUCUCUUUUGAAGAGCGCCUUUAAUAAACCACCAUCACCUACCGAGGAGAAAUUGGCAAACUUGAUUCGGAAACAAAAGAAUAACAAACAUCGUGAAAUGCUGGAACAGCUACAACGUGAUUUACAGGACGAUAUGCCAGAGGUGAAACUUGGUGAAGCCAGCAUAGCAUCACCCUUCACUUACCGUAAAAACGACGUGCUUUGUGUACCACUAUUGGUACGAGCUGGGAGGUGUGCACUUACCAACGUCGUUGUGCUCUAUAAAAUCAUGGGUAUAAACUCACUUAUCACGUCACUUGGGAUGUCGGUACUGGCUGUAGAUGGCGUGAACUUCAGCGAUGCGCAGACUACCCUUUACUCUAUGUUAUACACCGGUAUGCUUAUGGCACUAUCAAGGUCAAAGCCAGCAAAGAACCAUACGGCAAAACACCCUGAGGAAUCUAUUUUCAAACGUGGUAACUUCACAAGUUUCGUGUUGCAAUGUUGUCUACAUGUUGCUGUGAUAAUGCGUUUGUGGUCCCUGGGUAUGAUCGGUCGGUCUUUAGAUUACAUACCAAAUUUGGAUGCACCAUUCGAGCCUAAUCUCGUCAAUACGCUGGUAUUCUAUGGUUGUUUCUCAAUUAACAUCGCAGGUUUUAUGGCGAACUAUCAAGGCUAUCCGUAUAUGGAAUCGUUCAGCGAAAACAAGCUUGUCUACCGGCCCCUUGCCCUUGCCAUAGUGUUCGUAGUAAUACUGGUCUGCGAUAUAUGUCGUCCGCUUGGAGAAUACCUCUCUCUGGUUGCGAUCCCAAGCCUGAUGAUCCGUCUUCAUGUGCUUGCCAUAUUGGGGUUAGACCUUAUUGCCGCAUUUGCCAUUGAGCAUGUAUGCCGCAGGUUCUUGUCCAACUAA
Molecule: messenger RNA, 3771 nt
Organism: Babesia sp. Xinjiang
Lineage: Eukaryota; Apicomplexa; Aconoidasida; Piroplasmida; Babesiidae
Product: putative manganese-transporting ATPase PDR2
Exons: 1
Coding region: 1-3771 (1256 amino acids)
Biological process (GO): intracellular calcium ion homeostasis
Cellular component (GO): endoplasmic reticulum membrane
Molecular function (GO): P-type ion transporter activity; ATP hydrolysis activity; ATP binding
Source: RefSeq, a predicted model, not a curated record